Messenger RNA from Eurypyga helias (sunbittern), 833 nucleotides. RefSeq names its product ADP-ribosylation factor-like 6 (gene ARL6). Lineage: Eukaryota; Metazoa; Chordata; Aves; Eurypygiformes; Eurypygidae. Gene Ontology annotation, biological process: vesicle-mediated transport; cilium assembly; protein localization to cilium. Gene Ontology annotation, molecular function: GTPase activity; GTP binding. The record is from RefSeq and is a predicted model, not a curated record. The transcript has 7 exons. Bases 31 to 591 code for a protein of 186 amino acids. Gene Ontology annotation, cellular component: axoneme; cytoplasm.
AGGUGAUCCCUGUGUAUCUGAGCCAGAAUUAUGGGACUCUUCGACAAGCUAGCGGGAUGGCUUGGGCUGAAGAAAAAGGAAGUUCACGUUUUGUGCCUUGGCUUGGACAAUAGCGGCAAAACAACCAUCAUAAAUAAACUUAAACCUUCCAAUGCUCAAACUCAGGACAUCGUUCCAACGAUAGGAUUCAGUAUAGAGAAAUUCAAAACAUCGAGUUUGUCUUUCACAGUCUUUGAUAUGUCAGGUCAAGGGAGAUACAGAAACCUCUGGGAACAUUACUACAAAGAAGGCCAAGCCAUUAUUUUUGUCAUUGAUAGCAGUGACAAAUUAAGAAUGGUUGUAGCCAAAGAAGAACUUGACACCCUUCUGAAUCAUCCAGAUAUUAAGCACCGUCGACUGCCUAUUCUCUUCUUUGCUAACAAGAUGGACCUCAGGGAUGCAAUAUCAUCUGUGAAAGUAUCUCAGCUGCUGUCAUUAGAAAACAUCAAAGACAAGCCCUGGCACAUCUGUGCCAGUGACGCUCUUAAAGGAGAAGGAUUACAAGAAGGUGUGGAUUGGCUCCAAGAUCAGAUCCAAGCAGUGAAGACAUGAGAGAUAAAUGAAAGAUGUAUGGCAUUCUUUUACAAACUUUGUCAGUAGGUGUGCACGUUCCUUGGAAAGGAAGAAUGAUUUAAAGAAAACAAACAGUUCAGCUAAAAUAUACCGUGUUUACUUGUUUUCUUUUAGUAUCUCUUCCAGGAAAACUGAAUGUAGACAACAUAGCACCUCAGGUAUGCACAUUGAUGAAUUACAUUGAACCUUGUGACUGGAGAGCAUAUUUAAAAAAAAAAAAA